This is a messenger RNA of Entrophospora sp. SA101, 186 nucleotides long. Lineage: Eukaryota; Fungi; Glomeromycota; Glomeromycetes; Entrophosporales; Entrophosporaceae. The record is from the annotation of a GenBank genome assembly.
AUGUCUCCCAUGUUAUCAUCAGAUCACCUUAUUCCUGGUACAAAAAUUCAUCUAGAAGAUUAUACCCGUUUGGUUCUCAAGUCUAAUAAAUUUGAUAAUAAUCAUGCUAAGACAAUAUUAGGCAAACGUAAAGAGCAGUUGUUUGAAGACUCGGAUAAAUCAGCAUUUCGUGGAGGGAUGCUUUAA